Messenger RNA from Saprolegnia parasitica CBS 223.65, 1489 nucleotides. RefSeq lists its product as hypothetical. Lineage: Eukaryota; Oomycota; Saprolegniomycetes; Saprolegniales; Saprolegniaceae. The coding region runs from base 1 to 1419 and encodes 472 amino acids. The transcript is spliced from 3 exons. The record is from RefSeq and is a predicted model, not a curated record.
AUGGAGCCCGCUGACGUCACCGACCAAGGCGACGACGCAGCUCGCCGCCGAUGCGUCUCGCCGUUCGGCGCCUGCGGGCGCUGGCUACGCAGCCUCGUCGAGCUCUACGGCCUCCGAACGCUGGCCGUGCUCUGCGGCACCAACUUGCUCUCGGGCCUCAUCUCGAUCGACCUCUUCGCCAUGUCGACGACGACGCUCAUGCUGCCAUGGGCGCUCAAGCCGAUCUGGGGACUCAUCACAGACACGGUCUCGAUCGGCGGCUUCCACCGCAAACCGUUCUACGUCCUCUGCGGCUGCUUGGCCUUUUGCUGCACGUCGCUGCUUGGGCUGCCAAACAUCGUGAGCUCGUACGAACUCGCACUAGGCGUCCUCCUCCUGCGCUCGGUCGGGUACGCGUUCAUUGACGUCAUCAUCGACGCGGUCCUCGCCGAGCAAGCGCGCAAGGACGUCGCGUCGGGCGCGCAGAACCUCCAGAGCAUUGCGUCCUUCCACAAGGCGCUGGGCGUCGUGCUCGCAUCGAUCCUCAAGGGCCCGCUCAUCACUGCCCUCGGACCCCGGCGCGUCUUUACCGUCAUGUCGUUCGUCAUGCCACUGCCGUACGUCGUCCUAUCCUGUGUCAUGGUCGAGGCCCGCAAUCCCUGCACCGACUCGAUCCGCGUCCGCAUGCGGCGCCAGAGCCGACUGCUCGCGACCUCGUUUGCAUCGCCGCUCGUGUGGCGGCCGGCGCUCUUCCUCCUCCUCUCGAUCUCGCUCUCGCCGACGAUCGUCCAGCUCGGCUUCUCGCCCAACUUUAUCGCGUCGCUCUCGCUGAUUGGCGCGCUCACGGCGAUGGCGACGACGCUCUUGUACCAAGCCAAGAUGAAGCACGUCGCGUUCCGGUCAGUCUUUGUAGGCAGUCAGAUCGGGGUCGUCUGUGCGAACGCUGCGACGCUCCUCCUCGUGACGCGCACGAACGUGAGUCUUGGGAUCCCCGACAAGGCGUUUGUGAUUGGCGAAGACAUUGCGAUCGUGAUCGUCAAGUACAUGCAGAUCAUGCCCAUCACGGUACUCUGCGCCAAGCUCUGCCCGCGCGGCGUCGAAGGCACGAUGUUUGCGGGCUUUGACUCGAUCAUGAACGGCUCGUACCUCAUUUCGGGCUACCUCGGCGCACUCAUUGCGCAGCACGCGGGCAUCACCGAGCGCAACUUUGAGCAUCUCUGGAUCGUCCAGCUCAUCAUUGUCGGCUCGCGCUUGCUCCCGUUCGUCUUUGUGUUUUGGCUCAUUUCUGACGACAUCAACGUCCUCACAACCAACGCUGCGCCCAAUGAGACCGAUGGCAAUGGCAAGGAAGAUGCCCACGCGCUGCGAAAAGAUUUGGUGCUCCUACCGCCUUUGGACGCGGUGGCGAGUGUGACUGAGCUCCAGAUCCGACACGUCUAACGUUACCUGUAUUACUGCGGAAAUGGGUACAGAUAGUGUAUGCCGGAAUGUAAUACGAGUAGUAUCUUUU